AAAAAAUAGAACUCACUCUUUGCAUAAAGAGCUGCAUAUGAAUAUUACUAAAAGCGCGCCAACUUAAACUGUGAAGCGUUUAAAGAACUACAUGAAUGACAGCCUGCGUACAGAUGUCUUUGUGAGAUUCAAUCCUGAAACCAUUGCAUGUGCCUGUAUCUACUUGGCUGCAAGAACACUACAGAUUCCACUGCCAAAUCGCCCUCACUGGUUCCUCUUGUUUGGUGCAACUGAAGAAGAUAUCAAGGAUGUCUGCCUUCAAAUUUUAAGGCUGUACACUCGCAAAAAGGCUGACCUAACACUUCUCGAAAGCAAAGUUGAGAACCGCAAACUAAUUCUUGAGGAGGCUAAAGCCAAGGCAAAAGGGUUGUUGCCAGAUGGUACACCUCGCAUAGACAAUGCUCCUGAGUUUUCUCCUUCUCUGAAAAAUGAUUCUCCAAAAGAAGGAAAAUCUAGUAAAUUGUCACCAGUUUCCACACAUACUCUGAAGAAUGCAAAGAGGAAAAUUGAUACCAAAAAGCCUACAUCAUCCAGUCCAGUCAAUGGAGUUGUUAAAAUCCGAGACAGAAGUGGCAGUGGAAGCAGAGAUCAGAGUUAUUCACGGUCACACUCUAGGUCCAAUUCGCCCAAGCGUCGAAAAAGUGAAAGUUAUUCUUCAUCCAGUGGUUCGAAGUCUCGCAGUCGCUCCAGGAGUCGCAGUGAUUCUCCUCCUCGAAAAGCAAAUCACGGAUCCUAUAAAAGCUCAAAAGCUCAUAUAUACAGCAAAAGCGAUGAGCACAAAUACUCUGGACACAAGCGUAGACGAUCACGCAGCAGGAGCUCAUCACCUGCCCACAGUCAUUCAAGGGAAAGCCCACAUUCUAGAAAAUACAGAAAGAAAAGCCAAUACUACCGUGAGCAGAGAAGAGAGCGCUCUCGUUCUUAUGAAAGAGUCAGCCAUCGAAGUUAUGAACGGGAUUACUCCAGCCACAGCCAUAACAGAAGAUGAAAAUUACCUCUGCCGUUUUAGGGUGGUUAGAGAAAAGUUAUUCUGGACACUACCAUUUAGUUAACAUUUAAGUUGCUACUAAGCAGGUUUCUGCAUUCAGUUCACACAGACGAGCAAUCUGUUAAUACCUGCCCUUUAAACAUGUAUUCCUAAGGUUAUUUACAUUUUGAAUAGCCUUGCCUAACCUUUUGCUUCUCUCCUGUGUUAUUCCCCCCACCCCACUGAGAACGGGACUGUAAAUGGCAGGCUCUCUCCUUUCUCCUGUAUGCUUAAAGCAGCUUUUGUAGAUCAGAAUUUAUGGCUGCCAUCAGGAAGAGGGGAGGAAGUCAGGGCUCUGAGCAUAUACUUCAGGGAUACUGUACGUAAUAUGGGCACUAUGCAUCUUGUGUCAAACUUCAUGGUGGAAAGUGUGAAAAGCUGUUCCUUUAGAAUUUCUCCUCACACAAUUAGGUGGCUGCUUAACUGCAACAACUUAAUUCCACAUACUACAGAGCUAUUCAUCAGCAUGUAAAAGUGAAAUGUCCAGGAAAACUUUGCGGAUCUGUCACCUCUAGGCAUGUAUGACCUCAUACUGAUCAAACAGACUCAAGAAACUGUGCCAAAUGUCAUUGGCCAAUAUUGUAUUUAGAAACGGACUUGUCUACAGAAAACCUAUUAUGUUGUUUGGUGCUAUAUCUAAAACAAUAUGUGCUAACUACAUUGUCAUGGCUUGUGUUUGGCUGCUAAAUCCCUUUUUACAAAAUCAUUACUUAUGAAUUUUACUGUAGGAUAAUCCUGUAUCAUACUGUACAGACCACCUAUAUUUGUAACACCCACAUAUUCUAAUUAGCAGAAAUGCUAGCAUUUGUAAAAAGCUUUGAAGGAAUUUAUGUUGGCUAUAAGAGGUUGGUUGGUUUUACAUACUGCUGACUCCUCGAAUACAUGAGCUAUGUUUGUUUGUUUUUGUGUGUUUUUUUCUUUCUCUAUGUAUGCCUAUAUUAGGUCAUACAUAUGACUUUUUUUGUUUUGUUCCAUCUGUGGGAACUGGCCUUAGACUUGAGCAUACUUUUUGUACAUAUCUACUUACUUUUCAAGGACUCAUGUUACUAUGAUCUGUUCUUCAAAGUGGACUUUUUUAUACUCUGAUGCUGCGUGCUGCUCUGUGCUGGCCACAAGCAGUCACAAGACAUUUCAUGUUGCAUAUGGUUCCAUGUCUUUAUUUAAAAAUUAAAAAAAAAAUGCAAUUCUACUCAGGAUAUUUGAUAGAUCAACAAAAAAGGUUUGUUUUCUUAUGUAACAGAUGUAUUGAACCCAAUCACAGCUAGGCCGUAUCAGUUUUAUUGGUAUAUCCAAGCUGUAUUUCUUUAUUUCAUUAAAGUAUUCAAUUUUGUAUAUAAAA
Messenger RNA from Pelobates fuscus (common spadefoot toad), 2366 nucleotides. RefSeq names its product cyclin-L2-like. Gene Ontology annotation, molecular function: cyclin-dependent protein serine/threonine kinase regulator activity. Gene Ontology annotation, cellular component: nucleus. Gene Ontology annotation, biological process: regulation of transcription by RNA polymerase II. The record is from RefSeq and is a predicted model, not a curated record. The coding region runs from base 92 to 988 and encodes 298 amino acids. The transcript is spliced from 7 exons. NCBI's taxonomy places the organism in Eukaryota, Metazoa, Chordata, Amphibia, Anura, Pelobatidae.